This is a messenger RNA of Priapulus caudatus, 3271 nucleotides long. RefSeq names its product platelet-activating factor acetylhydrolase-like. The record is from RefSeq and is a predicted model, not a curated record. Bases 156 to 1355 code for a protein of 399 amino acids. Gene Ontology annotation, molecular function: 1-alkyl-2-acetylglycerophosphocholine esterase activity. The transcript has 10 exons. NCBI's taxonomy places the organism in Eukaryota, Metazoa, Priapulida, Priapulimorpha, Priapulimorphida, Priapulidae.
UGUUAGUGUUAGUAAAUAAUAUGUCGUGGGAAGUUUAUAAUGACUAAAUAUGAAUGAGUGGUUGUUGUGUUAGCCGCUUAAUUACACACCCUUACAUUUGAUGUACUGGCGUCGAAUUCUGCUUUAUACUUCUUGAGUACUAUUCAACCAAGAGGAUGCCACACAUGCCAAAACAUUUGCCGCUUCCAAAGGGAGACCACAUUGUUGGUGCCCUCGAUGUCAUGACUGGGCCAAUGAAAGAUGGGACGUUUUUAAGACUGUACUACCCGAUUCCACACUGUGAUGUAACUAACUACAAUAAAAGAUGGCCUGCGUGGGCGGAGAGAACACAAUACGUCGAUUCUUACAUCAAAAUCAUGAGGUGGCCACUGUUUGCAGGGCGUUGGUUAGCUAACUGGCUUAUAGGAGAACUGAAGGUGCCGGUCGUAUGGCAGGCGCCGAUCCUCAGGGAGGAUGGCAGGAAGUUUCCCGUGGUGAUCUUCUCGCACGGCCUCGGCGGCAAUCGCACGACAUACUCCUACCUGUGCAUGGACCUCGCGUCGCACGGCUUCGUGGUCGCGGCUCUAGAACACAGAGACCAGUCUGCUGGUGCAACAUAUUUCUACAACAAGCACAACAUGAGUCAGGUGGACGACAGCGACGAUGAAGCUCCGCUCGUAAUGGAGGAAGAGUGGUUGCCUUACUAUAGGCCAACGAAAGAGGAUGACGAGUUUGAAAUUAGGAGUGAUCAAAAUAUCAUAAGGGCCAAUGAAGUUAAGAAGGCAUAUGACUUGCUACGUGACCUGAACCUAGGGAGACAUAUUCUAAACCAGUGUGAUCCAUCCUUCAGCACUGCACAGUUCGCGGAUGUACUUGAUAUGCAAUCGGGCUGUGGCGUCAUGGGUCACUCGUUUGGUGCUGCUACCAUAAUCAAAGCCAUGGCUGAGGAUAAAAGGUUUAGGGUUGGCGUGGCACUGGAUGCGUGGAUGUUCCCUCUUGCGGAAGAAUGUUACGAACACGUCGAUCAGCCAUUGCUUUUCAUCAACUCUGAGGAGUUUCAGUGGAAGGAGAAUGUGCUGAAGAUACUGAAGUUGGACACGGGAAACGAAGACCGGAAGAUGAUCACCAUAAGGGGAACAGUUCAUCAGAGUGUGUCAGACUUCUCCCUGAUGAUUAGGGGUGUAAUGGGUAAGAUGGUGAAAGCAAAUGGUUCAAAGGAUCCAGAUGCCGUCAUGGACAUUAACAACAGAUCGGCGGUCGCGUUUCUGUGGAAGUACCUUGGAUAUAAGGGCAACGACAGCUUUUGGGCGUACAUCAUGGGGAACAGCCGAGACGUGAUAAUGGGAACGAACGUAAAGUUAUCGAGCGGCAAGUGAAGUGGUUGGCAGUGAUAUCCAUUGGUUGCAGACAGAAGUGCGUACUUGCUUGCUCACACAGGUGUUUACACAUUACAGAUAUAGUUUUCUAGCUUGUACGGCCUGGAAUAGAAAUUUAUUUUUCAUGGUCAUGACUUAGAUGAUUUUUAUAACCAGUAUCAAGAAGAAUGUUGUUUCUUGAAGUUGAAAAGUAAAGAAAAAAUCAUGCAGAGAACUAUAAUUGUUUGAAAAGAUCUAGUGUGUAUACUAGUAGAAUUCUUCCACGUAGCUUAAUGUGAACUUGCUAAAUUUUAAUGUAGAUGUAAAACUGAUUAUGUUGAGGAAAACACUAGCAUAGUAAGUUGCAGCAUUAUAUUCAGUUAAUCAGGGUUUAAAUAUGCUACAUAGAUAUUAACAGUUACAUAAUUCUAUAGAUAAUAACAGCUGCUGAGACUGUGCUGUAUCUGUUGGUGGUAACGUUAGUUAUGCUUUGAAGGUUACCUUUGCAUGCUGCUCGAUCACUUGGUGCUUACAAGGUUUAAUAAUGAUAAAACUGCAGUGUUUUUAAUUUUUACAAUUAAUUUCAGUUAAACUAUGCAUUAUUUAUGCGAUAUAUUAAUGCCGCUGUUAAAUAGUAGUUGGUGAUUAAUAUGAUGUCACUUUUGUUGCAAGCUGCCUGUCUAAAAUAUGCAAAGGCUAGAUGAAAAUUAUGUUCAACAUGUGUACCAUAGUCAUGAUAGGCAGUGCAAUUGCAAUGUGUUAUCAGCUAUAACAAGCAUGAGCAAUUUUGAAAAGCAUGUUUUAGACUUUUGUCCAUUGCUAUUGAACAGUAUAAAAGUUGAUAUGCAGCAUAAAUCAAGAGAGUGGUGUUAUUACAUCUAAAUAGUAGUAUAGUACUGUGUCAGAUGCCGCCUUCGUUACGUAUGUCUGUCCUUGUGCUCAUCCUAGAUUUUCUACUCGAGGGAUGAAGUCUUUGACUCGUGCUGUCCAGUGUCAUAGUUUUUAUAGUUUAUGUCGCAGAACUAGUUUGACAUUUCAUGUAAAUGCCAAGGGCUAAUCAAUGAGCGAUAUUUUUUUAAAGAUAUGAUUGGAAUGUGGGUGAAUAAUUCAUCCAGUGGUAUCGGAUUCACAAUGAACUGUUGUUAUAUGUAAGGAGGAAGUGGAUUAGUGUACACAUAUCAGGAACGUAUGUGUACUUAUUUUUAUGUCCCUUAUUUAAUGUUUUUCUAGAACAUUGCAAGCAUGUAGAAUAGCACCAUAAUGUUUUCUGUGGUCAGGAAUUCAGAAUUCUAGACGGUUUUUAGAAGUGUUCUCACCGUACCACAACUCAAUUGUUCUUAGGUGUGAUGUCACUAACGUGUGACAUAGUUGACUGCAGACACGUGAACACAUGGUGAAGUUAUUAUUUAAUUAAAUUCAAUAAUAAGUAAACAAUUUAAGUUUACAUGUGAAUGUUAUAUGAAAUUUAUAAGUUGUAAUAAUAAGUGAAAUGAAAUGUUAAUUUGUACACGCAGGCACGUCGUCAUCAUGCUUGCACUGUGUAUUCUGCUGCUAUAGUGUGAAAAUGUAUGAAUGGUGAUACCAUAUAUUUAGUGAUAAUUUACCGAACACUUUAAGCAUUGCAUUUACCGUAAAUAGCCUUAAUAUUUUAUAUUUAAAUUGUGAAAAUUGACAAUGAAAAAAGAAUAUUCAAACUUGCAUGUUAUCAAAUUAAAAAGUAGGUGUAAUUAUUUAUAAUUAACAUGAAAUUCUAUGGUGAUAUUGCCAAAGUAACACUGCAGCCAUAGACUGCGGCAUACAAUCGUAAUGUUAAUAUGGUUAUAUAAAUUGUUUUAUAACUUUUCAACAAUUUGUCAAAUUGGCUAUUAUUAUAAGUUAUUUUAUAUAUGAACUUGCAUUUGGGAAAUAAAAUUUGAGUGGUUGAGUUUAAAUUUGGA